AUGAUUGGUUGGAGGACUCUAACGUUGAGACGAAGUACAAUGCAAUUUGAGCAGCUCCUGCUCGAUCACAUGAACCUAAGAAAUGUCAUUGCACCUGACCCCGGCGCGGCGGCGCCUCCGGGUGUCGCUGUUGGCCGCCGCCGAGCGGCGCUGGAGCCGCCGCCGCCGCCGCCGCAGCGUCCUGCCCCCGCAGGCUGCUCGCUCGCCCGGCGCCGGCCACAGCGGCAGCGGCACCGGCGGCAGCGGCAAGAGGCGGCGGAAAGCGGCGGAGAGAGGCGGAGAGAGGCGGGCAGCAGCGGCGUCCGAGUGCGGCCCGAGCGGCCUCGCCGCGCUGCCUUUCGGCGAUCCGUGCGGUGUGCGGCGAGAGCGGCCGGAAGGGAGCGGCGGGGCAGCGGCGGGAGGCAGCGGCGCGGCGAGCUGUGGCGGCGGAGAAUGGCGGUGAGGCUCGGGCGGAGGCUCGGCACGGGCGGCGGGCGAGCGCUGCCGGCCGCGGUGCUGCUGUGCCUGUGGUGGCGGGCGGCGGCCGAGCGGGUCCGCUACGCCAUCCCCGAGGAGCUGGGCAGAGGCUCGCUCGUGGGGCCGCUGGCGCGGGACCUGGGGCUCAGCGCGGACGAGCUGCCGGCGCGCAAGCUGCAGGUGGCGUCUGGCGGCAAGAAGCAGCUGAAAUACUUCACGGUGAAUGAGGAGAACGGGAACCUGUACGUGAAUGAGCGGCUGGACCGGGAGGAGAUGUGCGGCGCAGCUCCGACCUGCUCCGUCAGCUUCGAGGCUCUGGUGCACAACCCGCUGAACGUUUUCCACAUUGAGGUGUCCAUCGAGGACGUGAAUGACAACUCCCCGACCUUUAGCAACGCUGUUCUUAAAUUUGAUAUAGGGGAAUGGACUCCCGCCGGUGCUCGUUUUCCCCUGGAGGGUGCCCAAGACUUUGACUCAGGGAGCAAUUCGCAGCUGACUUACCGACUCACCAGCACCCCGUCUUUCUCUCUGGUCAUGAAGGAGAGCCCUGAUGGAAGUAAGCAGCCCGAAUUAGUGCUGGAGAAAGCGUUGGACCGGGAGAAGCAGAGCUCUUUUGAGCUGGUACUAACGGCGGUCGAUGCCGGAGAUCCAGUUAGAUCCGGAACUGUCAAGAUUCUCGUCAAUGUGACAGACGCCAACGACAAUCCACCCGUGUUCGGGCAGGAUGGGUACCGUGCCAGAUUGCGGGAGGACGCUGCCCCGGGGUCGAGAGUGUUAAACGUCUCCGCCUCCGACGCCGACAGCGGCAGCAAUGCUCGCAUAACUUACGGCUUCGGAAAAAUGCCUGCCAAGGUGCUUCAGAAGUUUAUAAUGGACACGGAGACCGGAAUGAUCACGCUGAAAGAGGCUUUGGACUUCGAGGACACGAGAGGCUAUACAUUACUGGUGGAGGCAAGGGACGGUGGCGGUCUGGUGGCUCAGUGCAAGGUGGUGGUGGAGGUCCUGGAUGUGAAUGACAACGCGCCCGAGAUCACAAUUUUGUCCCUCUCGAGUCCAGUGCCCGAGGACGCACCAGUCGGCACCGUGGUAGCCGUGCUGAAUGUGAACGACCCAGACUCGGGGGAGAACGGUCAGGUGUGGUGCGAGCUGUCGGGCGAGGCGCCGCUGUCGAUCGUGGCGUCGGCGGGCGGCUCGUACAAGGUGGUGACGGCGAGCGCGCUGGACCGCGAGCAGGCGUCCGAGCACCGCGUGACGGUGGUGGCCCGCGACCGGGGCAGGCCGGCGCUGCGGAGCAGCAGGGAGCUGGCGCUGGAGGUGUCGGACGUGAACGACAACGCGCCGGUGUUCGAGGAGGCGGCGUACAGCGCGUACGUGGCGGAGAACAACGCGGCGGGCGCGCUGGUGCUGCGCGUGCAGGCGCGGGACGCGGACGCGGGCGCCAACGGGCGCGUGAGCUACUGGCUGGCGGGCGGCAGCGCGGGCGCGGCGGGCGCGGCGCCGCUCGUGUCGGUGGAGGCGCGGAGCGGCGCGCUGUACGCGCAGCGCUCCUUGGACUACGAGCAGUGCCGCGAGUUCGCGGUGGCGGUGCGGGCGCAGGACGGCGGCGCGCCGGCGCGCAGCUCCACGGCCACGGUGCGCGUGUUCGUGCUGGACCGCAACGACAACGCGCCGCGGGUGCUGUGGCCGGCGGCGACAGCGGGAGGGGCCGCGGCGGCCGCCCCGACGGCGUUCGAGGUGGUGCCGCGCUCGGCCGAGGCCGGCUACCUGGUGGCCAAGGUGGUGGCGGUGGACGCGGACGCGGGGCGCAACGCGUGGCUGUCGUACGAGCUGGUGCAGGCGUCGGAGCCGGCGCUGUUCCGCGUGGGGCCGCACAGCGGCGAGGUGCGCACGGCGCGGGCCGUGUCCGAGCGGGACGCGGCCAAGCAGCGUGUGGUGGCCGUGGUGAAGGACCACGGGCGGCCGCCGCUGUCGGCCACGGCCACGCUGCACGUGGUGCUGGCCGAGAGCUUGCAGGAGGCGCUGCCGGAGCUGAGCGAGCGGCCGGCGGGCGCCGAGGAGGCGGCGGCGGCCGAGCUGCAGUUCUACCUGGUGCUGGCGCUGGCGCUGCUGUCGGCGCUCUUGGUGCUGAGCGUGGCUCUGGCCGUGCUGGCGCGGCUGCGCCGGGCCGGGCCGCCCGCCGUGCUGCGCUGCCUGGGCGCGCAGCGCUUCUCGGUGGCCGGCGCCGCCUUCCCGGCCGACUUCUGCGAGGGCACCUUGCCCUACUCCUACAACCUGUGCGUGGCGGCGCCGGCCCGCGCCGUGCCCGAGGCCUCUUGGCCCCCGCCGCCGCCGCCGCCGGUGCCCGUGCUGUCAGCGGAGGAGCUUCUGGGCGGCGAGUCCUGCGAGAAGCCGAGCCCCGACGACAGCGCUAUUGUGGAUGAGGUGCCCACUGAGCCGGGAGCAGCUCAGGCGGUGUCCGUGCUGUCUGCGGUGGAGCUUCUGGGCGGGGAUUCCUGCGAGAAACCGAACCUGAGUAGUGGCGCCGUGACGGGAGGGUUGCCCGCCGAGGCUGAAGUACCUCAGAAGAGCUGGAUGUUAGACAAGUCGAGGAAGAAGGUCCGCGAUGCACGGGACCCCACGUCUCUGGGGUUUCUGUCCCGUUCCCGCGAGUUCUCCGUGGACAAGGAAGCACCGCAGCGCUCGGUGCUGCAGUGCCGGGAGGAGGCUGCGGGCGCCGCUGUUGACCGAGAGGAGCGAGAGGAAGCUCGGAGCGCUGCAGCCCCGCCCGCUGCGGGCCCGCUCCAUCACUAG
Molecule: messenger RNA, 3246 nt
Organism: Cinclus cinclus
Lineage: Eukaryota; Metazoa; Chordata; Aves; Passeriformes; Cinclidae
Product: protocadherin gamma-B5-like
Exons: 4
Coding region: 1-3246 (1081 amino acids)
Biological process (GO): homophilic cell-cell adhesion
Cellular component (GO): plasma membrane
Molecular function (GO): calcium ion binding
Source: RefSeq, a predicted model, not a curated record